This is a messenger RNA of Miscanthus lutarioriparius, 696 nucleotides long. The record is from the annotation of a GenBank genome assembly. Lineage: Eukaryota; Viridiplantae; Streptophyta; Magnoliopsida; Poales; Poaceae.
AUGGUUCGCCUUGUUGGGUGUUGCUUAGAGACAAAUAUUCCUGUCCUGGUCUACGAGCAUAUCAGUAAUGGGAGCCUCUACAACCUGCUUCAUGUCAAUAGGGAUAAGGUGCUCCCGCUGUGGACUCGACUCAACAUUGCCAUUGGCUCUGCAGAAGCUCUUGCUUAUAUGCACUCACACGGUGACCAGGACCGCAUCCACGGUGAUGUCAAAUCUGCCAACAUCCUCCUGGAUGACAACCUGAUGCCCAAGGUCUCUGACUUUGGAUCGUCCAAGCUUUUGUCAGUUGGUAUGUAUGCCAGGGCUGUGGCCGCAGAUAUAAGUUAUAUAGACCCAGUGUAUAUGAAGACACAUCGUUUUGUGGCGAAGAGUGAUGUCUAUAGCUUUUCAAUUGUUCUUCUUGAGUUGAUCACCCGGAAGACGGUCAACUAUGGCCAAGAUAACACCAAUAGCCUCCCCAUGGACUUUUCCAUGUUUUUUAAGCAGAAGGGCAAUGGAAGGGAGAUGUACGACAGAAACAUUUUAUCUCAUGACGGUGCUCAAUGUCAAUAUUGCAUAGAGUGCCUUGACAAGAUAGGUGCUCUGGCGAUUCAAAGUCUUAAGUAUGAUGUCGACGAGAGACCGACAAUGGCUGAGGUCGUGAAUGAAUUGAGCAAAGCAGCCAAACUACUGGAUAAAUGCAAGCAACUACCCUGA